This is a messenger RNA of Naegleria fowleri, 2034 nucleotides long. RefSeq lists its product as uncharacterized. Gene Ontology annotation, cellular component: nucleus. The record is from RefSeq and is a predicted model, not a curated record. The transcript is spliced from 2 exons. Lineage: Eukaryota; Heterolobosea; Eutetramitea; Acrasida; Naegleriidae. Bases 1 to 2034 code for a protein of 677 amino acids. Gene Ontology annotation, molecular function: DNA-binding transcription factor activity, RNA polymerase II-specific; zinc ion binding. Gene Ontology annotation, biological process: regulation of DNA-templated transcription.
AUGGACCAAGACAAUAUUCCUAAUAUUCCACCAUUGCAGACCGUUGUCCAGCCAGUACAACAACAAGAUACUCGGCAAUACUCUACCAUAGCGUGUUUAUUAUGCAGGAAGGCUCACCGAAAAUGUGAUCGCCUCUACCCAGUCUGCAGUGAAUGCAAUUGCAGAGGACUGGCAGACAAAUGCUCUUAUCAACAACCAAAGAAGAGAGGACCAAAGAAUACAACCACAUCUUCGGGAUCAUCUCCACCUCCAUUGGAUGGUCAACUCCAACAUCAGCAACCAGUUAAUGGUAUGAACGUCGUUUCAACGAAUUUGAAUGUGAUCUCUCCUCAUCAACAUGCACCUUCUUCCCAAAGAUCCUCUCCAAACCGAUCUUCUUCAAUACCUUUUUCUUCCUCUAGCGUACAUCAACCUUCAAGUGGAUCAUCUACAUUUGCACCAUCACCAGUUUCAUCUCGAAAAACUUCUCCCUCUCAAACAUAUCCAUCAUCAACACUAAAUUCUCAAGAAAAUUCUUCGACUUAUUAUCAACAACAAAAACCACCCAUGUAUAACCAAACACAGCCUUCAUACAUCAAUUACAUGCAACCCAACAAUCCUUCUUACCAAUAUCAACAAGAUUCUUCAAGAAAGCAAAAUGGGCAAAUUCCUUCUUCUUACACAGAUCAAUCAAAGUUGGGUCAACAUAGAUAUCACCCAUAUGCGUCAUCAACCACAAUUGCACAAACAACUAGGACAAAUACGGAAAGAGAAAUUUCUCCUCGUGAAAUUUCUGUUGCCAUAUCGCAACUGAAGGCUUUGACAAGUGUGGAAAGUUUUGAUAUUGAUGUGCAUUAUUCCUAUGUACUAGAUUUAUACUUUUAUAGGUUUAUUUUAGCAUAUCCUCUGAUCAAGAGGGAAGAUGUUGAAGAGGUUGUUAUUCGAAGAUUAUUAAGGAAAAAUUAUGCUCCUAAAAUUGAAGAAAAAGAUGACUAUUUUUUGUGUACUUUCUACGCUAUUUGUAUGUCUUUAUUUCAACGACUUGGAAAGAGAGACAUCGCUCAUCAUUUCUAUCUACAGGCGAAUAGAUCGGUUUCUUCUCUAAUGCUUUAUGAAGAGGAUGAUACAAAUGAGAAUUCAAAUAAGGUUGGACUGAACUUCGAAUUAUGUUUAAAUAUUGCAUUAAUAUGUAUUUAUCUCAUUGGAAAUGGAGAUCUUAAAAAAGCAUCCAUUUAUUAUAAUAUUGGAAUGGGAUUCAUUCAACAGGUGAAUCUAUUUGGAGAAAUGCAUCGAGGCUUUCUGAUUGCAUAUUAUGGCCUUUGUGAACUAAUGCUCUUCAGUGGAGUUAAAGAUCAGAUCAAAUGUUUUGCUAUCAUCGUGAACAAACACUUGAAAGGCACUUUAAAUUUCAUUCAGAGCGCUCAAUUCCAAACUUUGGAAUCGUGUUUGCAAGUGCUUCAUCUCCUGCAGGAAAAGCAACAGAACUUGAUGGUCCCUUCGAAUUUUGACUUUCCAGACGAGUACUCUCAAACAUUAGAAGGUAGAUUUGAGCUGAUUACCUCUCAUUUCAACUUUGUGAGAGCUGGAUUAGAGAUUAAGGCAUAUUUGUAUUUUGGACAAACAUCGACACAUGUGAACGAACGGCUUAAACAAUUAGCUGAUUAUAUUUUGUCAUUAACUUCCAUGACAGUAUUUGAGGACCUUUCUGUUUUAGUGGUUGAAGCCGUAGUAAUGGCAUGUCGAGUGAUUCUUGAACGUACUGAAACUAUUUAUGAUUAUCAAAGCAUAAGGAUGUGUUAUGUUGCAUUGUGUAGUCUUGACCGCAGAUUUGCGAUCGUUCGAAAGAUUUAUGGAGAUGUGUUUCUUGCCAUCGAGGGCCGUAUUCAUCAGUACGACCAAAACAAUAAUGGCCAUGUCGCCAAUAAUUUUGCACCAAUUACAGACAGCGUGACAAUGAGCAAGUCCAUGACAAACAAUUCAAUCACAGUACAUUCAAACAACUCGUCCAAUAUCGCUUCCAAUAUCAACAACGCAAACAACUCCUCUCAAAGAUGA